CAUGUAGUCACCAAUCGAUAGCUGUGACGCAGCAUAGAUUGGUUUGCCAGCUUUGCGCCAUCGUAUUGAUACCGCUGUCGCUUGGCUUAAAACGAAAUUCCAGAACAGGAUCUGUGUGACCUCACAACAUAUCAGAAAAUGAGAUAACAUUAGUUCAAUACUUCACAUGAAAAUGGCUCGGAAUAGUCGAAAACCCGAAGGGCCUCCAACUAACGUUUUCAGCUCACCCUGCAAUGCCGCUCGGCAAACAAGCUCUUACUCACAACAUAAAAUAGUUACCGGACAAAAAGGAUCAGUCUGGAACCUAGCUCUCCUGGCGCUGUUGGUCGUUGAGGGAUGCCAUCAGGUCGCAUCACUAGCCAGCCACCCGUCCAAGCAGCACUGCGCGCAUACGCGGGGGAACUGGUGCACGGCGUUCACGGCUCAAGAGCCCAUCGCCUGGCGCCCCGCCCCCCGGGGCUCCCUGGAGUGCCCGAGCGGCUGCAACAACGUGGGACGCUGCAACCACGACACCGGCCUCUGCGACUGCCCGGCGGGAUGGACAGGGGAAGGUUGCCGUACACCCUUCAAGAGGCCAUGCACGCACCGAUUUAGGACGGUAGAGGAAAACCGUACGGAACCCGUCUCGCACAUCGGGCCCGACAAACGAGAUCUGGAUUGGGCCUCCCAGCCGCAUGAGAAGGUCUACUCCAGAUGUGGAGGGAUCUGCGAUGACGACCUAGCCAUCUGCUACUGCGACGGACCCAUGGGUCGCAUCCCGCCCCCCGAGGGCUCCCCACCGGGUACCCCACCGGUGCAGCGGGGCAGGCCCCUUGUCACCUUCCAUGCAGCUCCCAAAACGACCCAAUCCGGCGCGGAGGCGUUCGGCGACAUCCCGUACGAGGACGUGUACGGCCCACGCGGCUAUUGCAACGUCAGCAAGCCGGACUGGGUGGCGGGUUGCGGCAUGGACGGGCUGGGCGGCGCGUAUUGCGAUGAGCCGCUGGAGUCGUUUUGUCCGGGCGGCUGCAGCGGGCAUGGCAGCUGCUACCUGGGCUGGUGCAACUGUGACGAGGGUUAUUACGGACACGACUGCGCGCGUCGCAAGGCGGGACUGCCGCUGCUGCCUAGCGCCAUCUCGGAAAAGCCAUGGCUCCAAGCGGUGUUGGGGGGUGAGCCGCCCGCCGCUCUGGAGCCCCCUCCGCAGCCCACUCGCAAGCGACCGCUCAUCUACGUGUACGAUUUGGAACCGCUGUACCAGAGCAAAAUCCUGCAGUACAGGGUCACUCCCCGCUGGUGCGUCCACCGCAUCCACGGCUCCCCCGGCAACCACACCGAGUGGACGGACGUGUGGGUGUAUGCGGUCGACACGCUGCUGCACGAGUCGCUGCUGGUCAGCCCGCACCGCACCUUCGACCCGGAGGAGGCUGACUUCUUCUACGUGCCGCACGCCGCCUCCUGCCUUCCCUUCCCCAUCGGCAGCUGGGCGGAUGCGCCCUGGUUCCCGGAGCCGGGGGGUCCCCGCAUCAAGCAGAUGGUCAACAUGCUCCGAGACACGCUGACCUGGAUCAACUCCACCUUCCCCUUCUGGCAGCGGCGGGGCGGGCGGGACCACAUCUGGCUGUUCACGCACGACGAGGGCGCCUGCUGGGCGCCCACCUCGCUCAACAACUCCAUUUGGCUCACGCACUGGGGCCGCAUGGGCCUGGAGCACAAGAGCAACACCGCCUUCUUCAGCGACCGCUACGACAGCGAUUUCAAGGGGCCGCAGCAGCCGGAGGGCUUCGUGCGCUACACGCGGGGACACCCCUGCUACAACCCGGACAAGGACCUGGUCAUCCCCUCCUUCAAGCGCCCCUCCCACUACUCCGCCAGCCCGCUGUCUGGAGCCAACCCCCGGGAGAGGGACAUCCUGUUCUUCUUCAGGGGUGACGUGGGGAAGCACCGCCGGAGCAUCUACAGCCGGGGAAUUCGACAAAAGAUCUACACCAUGGCACGAGUGGGCGGCUGGGCGGCCAAGCACCGCUUCUUCAUCGGCGACGGAGAGAACGUGCCCGGGGACUACAGUGAGCUGCUAGCACGGUCCAAAUUCUGUCUAGUGGCGCCAGGUGACGGCUGGUCCGCACGCAUGGAAGAUGCCGUACUGCACGGCUGCAUCCCCGUCAUCAUCAUGGAUGAGGUGCAUGCGGUGUUUGAAUCCAUACUGCGCACAGAGGACUUUGCCGUGCGGAUACGGCAGCAGCAGGUCCCGGAGCUGCUCUACCUGCUGACUGCGCUGCCCGACAAGACGGUGCGCAGCAUGCAGGCGAGGCUGGGCCGCGUGUGGCAGCGCUUCAGGUACGCAUCCCUGCCCGGCCUGGUUUCGGAGCUAAGGGACGCACAGGAGCAGGGCGAGUACAAGCGGAGGAUGGCUGAGGAAGAGGCGGCUGCUGCAGCGGCGGCAGCAGCAGCGGCAGCAGCAGCUGGGAAUAGUAGCAGUAGCAGUAGCAGCGACGGUGGGAGCGAGGGCGGCGGGAGCAGCGGGAGCACGAGGAGGAGAGGCCGGAGGGUGGCGGAGGCGGCUGCUGCAGCACAGGUGGUGGAGGUGGGCGAGGGGCGGGAUGCACCUCACGGCCUGCCGCGGACAUUCGUUGGGGACCCGGCGGAGGAUGAUGCGUUCGCCACCAUCAUGCAAUGGCUGUACUCGCGGAUUCCCUACACCCGGUGAAUGGUGAACUCGGGAUAGCUCCUUGUCCUGGUCCUUAUUUCGGCGAAGCUUGUUUGGGCCGUGCUUGGCAAAGAUCACCUAAAUAGGAUUGACGUGAUAAGGGUGCAAUGCAAUGUCCAGCGUGGUCCAGAAGGAUUGCUUGGCGCCUUGCCUUGGACUGCGAGGUGAUACUGACGGGAUGUGAUUGGGAAUUGGAGGCCAACGCUGCUUUUGGAAUAGUAGUGUGCAUGGUGUGUACGGUAUGUGUGUUUGCUGCCAAACACGUGCAACUUGAUUACUUGAGGCAGGAGAUGUGAACCUGUACAUGGCGAUACUCGGCGUGCGUGCGAUUACUUUGAGACAUGCUACCGGUACCGGUAGGAGAGAUGCAUGGAGGGGACUGCGGAGUUCGCUAACUGCUGAUGCUGGUUUAGAUUGCGAAGGUUAGAAGGGGGACCUCAUCCGGUAGCUCAAGGUUGCCACGACAGUUGCUCGUCGGCCCGUGCGACCUAUGCGAUCUGACAGCUUGGGUUAAAUUGUCACCGAUUGCUACUAUCCAGUGAACUUUACCUUGGUGCGCUGGGAUUUGCGCAAAUCGGUGGGUGCGGAGGGAGAUUCUAAAAGGGAAGGCUACCCGCCCUUCUCUCCGGCAUUCUGCCCUGAGGUACUGUACGUUUCCGGCCUGAUGUGUAACAGGCGAGCCGUUUGGGGUGAUUAGGCACCUCUGGACGACACUGCCUUUAAGGGUGGCAUGCUGGCAAACAUGCAUUGUUGGAAACACAAGCACUGAACCACGGAAACCCUUAUUGUUGUAUCGCUUUUCCAUGCU
This is a messenger RNA of Astrephomene gubernaculifera, 3494 nucleotides long. NCBI's taxonomy places the organism in Eukaryota, Viridiplantae, Chlorophyta, Chlorophyceae, Chlamydomonadales, Astrephomenaceae. The record is from the annotation of a GenBank genome assembly.